Messenger RNA from Galleria mellonella (greater wax moth), 3062 nucleotides. RefSeq names its product dipeptidyl peptidase 9. The record is from RefSeq and is a predicted model, not a curated record. NCBI's taxonomy places the organism in Eukaryota, Metazoa, Arthropoda, Insecta, Lepidoptera, Pyralidae. Gene Ontology annotation, biological process: proteolysis. Gene Ontology annotation, molecular function: dipeptidyl-peptidase activity; serine-type peptidase activity. The coding region runs from base 237 to 2984 and encodes 915 amino acids. The transcript has 19 exons.
UCGCGAAAUCGACAGCCAACCGAGCCGACCCGAAUUACCAGCGACCAUUUGGCAAAAGUCAAAAAUUCGUGUGUUGGCUUUCUUUAGUCAAAUAUUAGAUCACGUAAUUAUAUUUUACAAUGGAACUCACGCGUAAAUAUUUCGCUUAAUUAGAUAGUUAAUUAGUAAAACAGGUAGUAGCGAGUAGGUUUGACUGGGUCUUUUUUAGAUCAUCAUGUAAUUUAGCCGAUGUAUUUAUGAGUCUCAAUUUGAUGGAUAUUGUAAAUAUGGAGGUGAGGGAGGCUGGGGACGGCGCCGCGGCCGGGGAGUACAUUAGGCCUCCCUCCAAGCGGUACACCUGGGCGGAAGUAAGGCAAGCGGUACACGAUUUGCGGAAGGAAUUGUCUUCCUUGUCCACAAUGGUACCUAUGGCAAUAUCGUUCAGGAAGCUUAGUAAUGGCAAGACGAGGAUAUACUUCCUGAAGACGCCUCAGAAUGGAUGGGAGAUCACUCUCUUGUACACCGACUUGACGCUGACGAAUCAGCCCAACAGUGCGAGAUUAGACUGGAAACCGCUGAUAGAGCCAGUCGCGCUGGGCGUGUCCUCAGGCAAGUGGUCCCGCGAGGAGCAGCUGCUGUGGGAGCGGCAGCGGGUGGCCGCCUGGGGGAUAGCGUCCUACGAGCUGCACGCUAAGACCGGACGCGUCUUGUUCCCAUGCGCCUCGUCGCUCUUCGUCGCCGAAGAGGGGCCUAAUCAGUCGCCGCCGCUGGUGCCCCGCUCGCUGAACACGGGCGGGGGCGCGCCGCUGACGCCGGCCAUGUGCCCGCGCACGCCGGCCCUGGUGGCGCACGCCGCGCGCGGCGACAUCUGGCUGGCCGGCGGCGGCAUACGGCGGCCCACUCGACUCACGUACGCUUGCAGGGGACACGAGCCGGAUAGGUUAGCAGACGACCCUCGCCAAGCCGGUGUACCGUGCUACGUGACCCAGGAGGAGUUCUCCAGGUAUACCGGGUUCUGGUGGCAGCCCAAGUCAGAUGACGAUGUGUACAGAAUAGUAUAUGAAGAAGUGGACGAGAGUGAUGUCAAGGUGUUCAGCUUCCCCUCGUCGCAGACCAGCAGUGGGGAGGUGGAAGAGUUCAGGUUCCCCCGUGCGGGCACCCCCAACGCUAAGUCCUCGCUCAAGAUGGUGACCUUCCGGUUGCAGCGGGCGGCACCAGCCACCGUCCUCGACUACUACCAGGACGGCUCUACCGACACAGUAUCAGACAACAAUGAAGCAAUGGAAGUGACCGACAUCCGAUGGUACGAGCUGAGGACGCCCCUCAAGGAAGCGUUCCCGUGGUUCGAGUACAUCGCCAGGGUCGGCUGGACACCAUGUGGCCAAUAUGUAUGGCUGCAGCUGCUGGACAGGAAGCAGCAGCGGCUGGAGCUGGCGCUGGUGCCGCUGAGCGAGCUGAGCGCGCCCGCCGCGUACGAGCACGCGCCUCCACACGUCGGCCAGCCGGAUCCGGAUGCAGACUGCGAACACAAAUCCCAAGACAUCCAAGUGCUGGUGUCGGAGUCGGCGCCUGACGCGUGGAUCAACGUGCACGACAUACUGCACUUCCUGCCGAGCGAGCCGCACUGCAUCAGCUUCAUAUGGGCCUCCGAGGAGACGGGCCACCUACACCUGUACCUCAUCACGUGCGCUCUACACUCGGACAAUAUGAAAACUAGAUCUGUUAUAGAAAUGAUUACUGACGAUGACGCGAACGCGGUCGGGCCAAAUAUCAUCAGCAAGGAGGCGAUCACGGCUGGCGAGUGGGAGGUGAUGGGCAGGAAGAUAUGGGUGGACGAGCCCCGGCAGCUGGUGUACUUCGUGGGGCUGCGCGAGACGCCACUGGAGCGGCACCUGUACGCCGCCUCGCUGGCGCCGCCGCGCCCCCACUCGGUCACACUCCUCACCUCCGUCGGACACUCGUGCAACGUGGAUAUCGAUGAGGAGUGUACAACGGCGGUGAUCACGUCGUCGAACAUCAGCAGCGUGCCCAGCACGCGCGUGUACCGGCUGCUGCACGAGCAGCACCACCACCACCCGCGGCUGCUCGCGCAGGGCACGCUGCUCGAGAGGACCGCAUCAGAGGGAUCAGAGACACGGAGUUUUAACGGUUCUUGGGACAGUCGGUCGGACGCGGACGAUGAGUGCGGGGACGCCACCUCACUUGUUAGAGAAAAUUCCUUAAGCGUCUGCGACAUCCCUCCCCCUCAAAUAUACGAAACGCGGUUGUCGUGUGGAGCGGCGGCCUACUGCACACUGUGGCGCUGCGGUCGCCCGGGGCGGAGCCCCACAGUCCUGCACGUGUACGGCGGGCCCGAAGUGCAGACCGUCACCAAUAGCUACAAGGGUAUUCGCCAGCUCCGCAUGCAUAUGCUGGCGGCGAGGGGAUUCAACGUGGUCGCGGUGGACUCGCGCGGCUCCAAGCACAGGGGCCGCGCUUGGGAGGCCGCCAUCAAGGGCAAAAUGGGCCAGGUCGAGCUGGAUGAUCAGGUGGAGGUGCUACAAUGGCUCGCCAAGGAGACAGGCUGCAUCGACAUGGAACGCGUCGCCAUACACGGUUGGAGUUACGGCGGGUACCUGUCGCUGCUGGGGCUGGCGACGCGGCCGAACAUCUUCAAGGUGUGCGUGGCGGGCGCGCCGGUGACCUCGUGGCGGCUGUACGACACCGCCUACACCGAGCGCUACAUGGGGCUGCCCGCCACCGCGCCGCACGCCUACACGCGAGCCUCCGUACUCGCGCACACGCCCUUCUUCCCGGACCAGGAAGGUAGACUGCUGAUCAUCCACGGCCUAGCUGACGAGAAUGUGCAUUUCUGUCACACCGCUGCGCUGCUCUCCGAGCUGGUGAGGCUUGGGAAACCGCAUCGAGUCCAGGUGUAUCCCGGCGAGAGGCAUUCGCUGCGAGCGAUGCACGCAGCCAAACACUACGAAGCGACGUUACUGCACUUUCUACAUGAAAAUUUGUAAAUUUUGUAUUAAAUAGCUUGUAUCUAAUCAUUAUAUAUAAUAAUACAAAUAAAUCAAUAUUAAAUUGUAUACACUUAA